AUGUCUGAGAGCAUAUCACCGGUAGAGGUGUUAAAGCGGCCCCUUGAAGAAGAGUCUCAGGAUGAAACCGCUUUGAAAAAGAUGAAGAUAGAGGCUGAAAAGCAGGAGAGGCUUGAUAAGAAGCUUCAGCUCGAGAAGGAGAGGCUGGAAAAAAGAGAACUUCUCGAGAAAGAGCGACUAGCCAAAAAAGAGCUUCUAGAACGCGAAAAACAAGAAAGAUUGGAGAAAAAAUUACAGCUGGAUCUGGAAAGACAGCAGAAAAAAGAACAGAUCGAGCGAGAGAAACAACAGAAAAGAGAGCAGCUGGAGCUUGAAAGAUUGCAGAAAAAGGAGCAAUUAGAAUUGGAGAAGACUUUGAAGCGCCAAAAGUUAGAAAAGGAGAAACAGGAACGUGAAGAGAGGAAGCUUGAAGAAAAGAGACUGAAGGACAUCAAGAGAGAAGAAGAGAAAUUGGAACGCGAGAAGAAGAAGGAAGAAGAAAGACUCGCAAAGGAGGCCAAAGAAGCCAAAAAACGUGAAGAAGAGGAGAAAAAGAAGAGAGCACAACUGAGUAUUGGAUCCUUUUUCAAACCAAUAUCUUCAUCUCCAUUAGCCAGUCCCAUCCGAAAGCAAGAGGUGAAGACUCAGGAAGCCUCCUCUAGCGAUUACGAAAAGCACUUCCUCAAGUUCUACGUGAAGGAAAAUUGUCAAUUAUGUGGCCCUGUGAAUCUGGAUGCAGACACUAGACGUGAUCAGUUUUCGCUAUCGGCUGUUUCGGGAGAUUCCAACAUCCCCAGGUUUUUCAAAGGGUGUCAGAGGAGGAAACGGGGAGCUUAUGAACAGUCAUCCCGGUCGAUUAUGCAGCAGCUGAACGUUGACCAGGAAAACGAAUCUCUGUGUGAACAGUUCUUCAAAGACGUGCCGAUCAGAUUCCUACAGUUCUACGAGAAUGCAAGGCCUCCGUACUUCGGAACGUACUCUCCUUCUAAUGCUGAAGGGGUUGAAAAAUUGGCUUUGAAUCCCUUUUUAAAAAUUGAAGGCACAAACUACCAGUUCGAUUCCGAUUUGGAGAGCGAUGACGAAGAUGACGAAGGAGAAGAUGUUGAAGACGAAAACGACGAGGACGAUGAUGAUGAGAGUGCUGCAGAUUCAGACGAGUUAGAUGAGUUUGUUGACGAUGACGAUGAGAAUUCCACAAAGCAGAAACGCAAAUUGCUAGGGCCUCUCAUUCCCGUGGUGAAAUGGCUGGGAGACGCUCAGGACGAUGAAAUCUACAACUCCAAGGAGUGGGAACGAUUGUCGUACGAUAUCGAGUUUCCCAUCGAUCCUUUCAAGGACUAUUGGACCCCGUCUUUGGCUGUUCCCUCUUUGGCUGCCAUAGGUUCGACGACAGCUGCUUCACUCCUAGCAGCAAGCCAGGACAGUCCACCCAAGAAGGCUUUGAAGGUGAUUGAUAAGGCAAAUGACAUCGAGAACUUGUCAAAUUUCAUUCUGGAAAACCCCAGGUUCACUAUUGGCACGCUAACGGAGUUGUGCCAGGUGAAUGUCUUCAAGGACCAGCGUUACUCCAAGACUGUGGUCAGGAACAGUAUCCAGAACAUUGCUUCUUUUGACAGCAAGAAGAAGCUGUGGAUUUUGAAGGAUUCAACUAACACAGCUGUGAACUCUAUAUAG
Messenger RNA from Kuraishia capsulata CBS 1993, 1653 nucleotides. RefSeq lists its product as uncharacterized. The record is from RefSeq and is a predicted model, not a curated record. The coding region runs from base 1 to 1653 and encodes 550 amino acids. NCBI's taxonomy places the organism in Eukaryota, Fungi, Ascomycota, Pichiomycetes, Pichiales, Pichiaceae. The transcript has a single exon.